AUGGUGCCAAUGCUGAGUACCUGUCUUGUCCUAGUGGCGAGCAGCGCAGCUCACUGCAACACACAGCCUGGCAGGCAGCAGAGGCACGAGAGUACAUUCAUGCGAGAAGUGGAUGCACACAGCGACAGCUCAGCCCAAAGGGUCAACGCGGUUCACCAAAGCGGUCAUUCUGAGCUACGCAAGAACCUGGGAAGCAUCAGCAACGCCGCUUUCACGGGGGCCUGCAGGCCUCGUCACGCGGGAACUCGUGCGUUUCCACAGGUCCGGCGGCUGUGUUUCACGUGGGCUGGAGGCAGUGAAAGCAUAAGUGUGAAGUCACGGUGGCAGCGACGUCGCGCGGUGCACGUCGGUGUUGCUCGCCUCGCCUGGUGUCCGCCCACCGCCCUUCCGCCAGACGCGCCUGCAGCCGCGUGGGCGGAACUAAAGCGGCAGGUGCGCGGUGGACGAGAUGCGCGCAUUCACGCGCAAGCGCCGUUGGCAGCCGCCGCCACUGGUAGAGGGAUGCGCCGGGACGCGUUGGAGCACCGUAGGCCCCCGCGUGUGGGACGGUGGCACGGCGUGAUCCGAGGUGGCGAUCGAAAGACUGCAUGGGAGCGAAUUAAGUCAGCAUCACGCGCAACUGACUUGAGUCUGGCGAAUCUUCACAGCCUUUCAGACGACAUCCUUGGCCAUGUGUCCACAAUGUUGCAUCUUGCGAAAGUUAGCUUGGAGGACAGUUCAGGCUUUAGUGCAGAGGGCAUCAAGCACCUCUACAGGCUGCCUUGGCUGAGGAUGCUAGACCUCAGAGGCACAGACGUCUCAGACAGUGCCUUGGAAGGCAUUGGGUCCUUGGACGGUCUCGAGCUGCUGUGGCUUUCUGGAUGCGAGUGUGUGACAGAUGCUGGCAUGGUGCAUGUGGGGAAGUUGACAUGGCUUAAGGACCUUGGUAUAGAUUUCACGGCUGUCACGGAUGAUGGAGUGAAGCAGCUGACUGCCCUGACCCAGUUGAGGAUUCUCUAUCCGCCAGAAGGGGGGAUCCUUUUUGAUGAUGAUACAUGCAGGCGGAUAGGCAGGUCGAGUGGCUGGUGGAGAGUAAACUAUGACUGCAGGCGAGAUUGA
Molecule: messenger RNA, 1098 nt
Organism: Closterium sp. Yama58-4
Lineage: Eukaryota; Viridiplantae; Streptophyta; Zygnematophyceae; Desmidiales; Closteriaceae
Source: the annotation of a GenBank genome assembly